UUCUGGAAAUGACAAGCAAACAGACAGAGUUCAAUUCCUAAUUCUGUCCAGCAUGAGAAAUCAACUGAUGACAUGCUAAUGUUUUGGGAGGGUGACUGACUGAAGAAAUCGUGGUGGUGAUUAAGAUGUCUCUGAAAUGACAAUAGUGUCUCACUAAGGUCUUUGCAUGUCCAUCUCCAUUCUCCCUUCUGCCGUCGCUGGCUCGCCACUGAAACUAAUAACUGAAUUGCAUAGCUCUACCACGCGCACCAAGAGUGAUGCAAAACUGGCUGCUGAUAGGCUCAAACCGAAACUUUUCCCGGACUCUCAUUGGCUGUCGCUGUUCUCAUGUGAGGCAAUAUGCAGAUAGACUAGAUGUGGUGGCUGAAAGGAACCCUGUCAUUGCCAGUCCAGCCAGGCAGAGACGAGAGGGGGUGUGUCGCAGGACCCAAGGAAUUCGUUGUCCAGAACCGGUCUUAUUGUAUAAUGCUUUAGCUGGAUCUCUAAGCUGUUACCUGAAGCAAUCAUCGACGUCUGACCGCUUAAUUCUAUCGACCGGUAUCAUUCGUUUUUACUGAGGAAGAAGUAACGCUUUACAAUGAAUUGCACAAGGGUCCUGCAGAUAUUGAACCCCAGGCCGAUGCCCAGUCCAAUCAUGCCCGUCGACGUGGCCAUGCGGAUCUGCCUGGCGCAGUCGCCGCCCGUGUGCAGCUUCCUGGGCUCCUACGAGGCGCAGCGCAACCUCGUCAACCAGUACAAGUCCAAGCCCCUCAGGCCCUGCAUCAGCUCCAAGCCUGACAUCCAGUCCAACGCCUCCCACACCACCACCACCACCGCCACAGUAAGCAGCACCCCAACCAAGACCACCGUGGGCUUCAAGAGUCCCAGCGUCAAACACAAGAAGCGGGUGGUGUUCGCCGACUCCAAGGGCAUGUCGCUAACGGCCAUCCACGUCUUCAAGGAGUUCGAUGAGGACCCGCUGGCGGAUCUGCAGUUCGAGCUGGCAGACCUGGAGAACGCCAUCGUGGGCAUGAGGGUGGAGAAGGAGAGGAGCCUGACGCUGGACUUCGCCCAGCCCGCCGCUGACUACCUGGACUUCCGGAACCGGCUGAAGAAGAACAUGGUCAGCCUGGAGAACUGCGUUCUGCAGGACAAGGCCCUCAGCGGAACUAUCAAAGUCAGCAACGUCAGCUUCGAGAAGUCGGUGGCGCUGCGGAUAACGUUUGACUCGUGGAAGAGCCACACGGACGUUCCCUGCGUCUACAUGAACAACGUGUACGGCUGCCUGGACAUUGACACGUUCUCCUUCGCCGUGGACCUGCCGGCGGUCAUCGCGCCCGGCCAGAGCGUGGAGUUCUGCAUCUGCUACAAGACCCAGAUCGGGGAGUACUGGGACAACAACGACGGGAAAAACUACAAGCUGGUCCAAUCGGAGCGCGAGCAGCCUGACCAGCACACCUGCACCAUCCCCAAACCCCCCGUGCAGGACUUCAAAAGCCAGUGCAAGAAACCAGAGAUGGAAUUCGACCAGUUCGGGAGCCCCAGAACGUCCAGCGGCUUCUUCCCCGAAUGGCAGAGCUGGGGCCACAUUGAGAGCAGCACCCCCUACUGGUGAACUGUGAGAUUACAUGAAAAGGUUCAACAAAAGUAUGCCCUUUACGAGACUAACCCACGAAGAAGAUAAAACAAAGUAAACAGAACAUCCCGUAGAAAGAGGCCCUUGUGGAGGGCUGUCCCUGGAACAGGCCCAGAAGAGAGAUCGGGCCUUGUCCAGAACCGUAAGCUUAGCCUGUUCGUUUGGGGACCCUGUCCAACUUGAUCGUCAAUCACAGAUAAUUGCAAUCUGAAAUCCUCUCCCCUUUCGGACCAAAGAGAGAUGUAUAGAGGUCCACACUGUUCUCCUAGUUUUACCAGCAUGACUGCAAUUGGGAGUGAGAGUGUUAAUGGAGAAAUGGACAGUAUUGCCGAUGCCACUCACGGUGUACAGUUGAGCUUACGGUUAGCAGCGGUUAGCUCUUGGAUGUUUCGGUCACACUAAUCCCAGUGCAGAGUAGUUCUGUGAGAUUAACCCAUGUGGCUAAUUGCCAUGUUUUGACAUGGCACAAUGUAAACAGCAAAAAGGAAUGGGGCUGGGAGCAGCUCACGUUGACUGAACUGGUUGAUGUUCAGUUUUUUUUCCUGACAAAAAGUUAUUUUUCCCCCAUUUUUUUUGCUGUGCACUAAAAGCAUCUUUAGAUUUCGAAACUUCAGUUGUAUUUUUAUUUUAUUUUUUUCCUUUUUUCCUUUGUAACACAGCACAUGCCUUCCUUUUGCAAAUGGAUUUGUCUGAUUGUCAAAGUCAGUUUCUAUGAAGGUUGUUGGCAUUACUUCAGACGUGAGAUGUUCACUUCGAAAGGCCUUUCACCAAGACGAGACCACUUUGCUGAAAUGUGUCGCUUCUCCUUGUCAGGCUCAGCAUUAGCAUCCUUUGUUUUGUCUUUUUUUGUUUGUUAUUGUUUUUUGUUUUGUUUGUUUGUUUGUUCGGCUUUGUUCAAUUUUGAAAGGGCAGUGUUCCCAUGGAUCACCUAGUAGUGUGUUAAAUGUGAGGCUCUUUAGCGAGCAUAACGAAUGCAAAGGGACAAGGGUUUUAAUCCACCACCCACGCAACCUGCUCUCAUCACCUCCCCCUCUGACCGCCUGUCCUCCAAAUCCCCACCCCCACCCCCAUCCCAAUCUCAGACUGUCACCACGCAUGAGACUCUGGCGCUAGUAAUGUUUGCACUGAUACAGAGCGAUGCCUUUAUUUCUGGACUCGAACAGAAACAGAAACCGAACAGAAUGUGGAAGUGGGACGAUGUGGUACAAAGCAUGAAUUUUUUACUUCAUAUUGAAGUUUGCCUGACGUACGUAUGUCUGUAGUCGUAUAUUCAUGGUACCCUACAUUUGAACACUUUCAGGUAUGCAAAUGAAAGUAUGCAAGAUGGUAAGGCACAGCCCAUAACAAACCCUAACCCCCCACCCACCCUCAUCUCCCUUUAAAUGGACAGUAUACCGCCAGCCCUUAGAUGUGACAACAUCACACCUACGUAUAUUUUGCACUUGAGCCAACUCCCCAAGCCCAUAAAACUUUAAUACAAGUCAUGGAAAUCUUGCACACACACCCUAUGCUAUCCCGAUGCCUUUCCCUUUGCUGCUAAAUGUCGCUCCGCAGUGUUUGCGUUUGUGUGCGCACCGUAUGUGUGUAGGCCGUCAUGAUGUGUGUGUGUGUACAUGUAUGUAUGCUGUCAUGGUCCCAUGGUAUGUGAAUCCUCUUACUUGGAAUAGAAGAAGAAGAAGAAUCGGGAAGGUGAUUUUGGGUAAUUGCAAUAGCGGAGAGGGAUAGAGAAUGUAAACUUUAUAAGGGAAGUAUUUUGUAUGUAAGGGAAGAGAGACACCAUUUUGUUUACACAUGCGUGUCUGCUAGUUUAAGAGGAAAAGGGGUCAAGACAAAAGAGUAGCCGCUGCUUUAUUCACAGUGCUUAAGCUUUUUCACAGCCUCUGUAAUGUGUUUGGAAAACCCUGAAGAAAAAGGAAGAUGACUUUGGCGCAGCAGGUGUGGCGUGUGGCGAAGGUCCGUUCAAGCCACAAAGAUUCAAGAGUAUGUGUGUUUUAUGGAUUGAAUGUAGAAAACCAACACCCAGGCCUCAAUGUUGGCCUGGUGUGUUUCUGUUUGCCUGUAUGUAUGUGUGCGAUGAUUUUUUUUCUACUGCGAAGAAAAAGUGUCUGUCAGAAAGAAUGGCUUUCUGUGUCAAAAAUGAUCCUUUUAGAAAUAAAAACGCUACAAGUUUUUACUGAGAA
Molecule: messenger RNA, 3795 nt
Organism: Engraulis encrasicolus (European anchovy)
Lineage: Eukaryota; Metazoa; Chordata; Actinopteri; Clupeiformes; Engraulidae
Gene: ppp1r3cb
Product: protein phosphatase 1, regulatory subunit 3Cb
Exons: 2
Coding region: 578-1594 (338 amino acids)
Biological process (GO): regulation of glycogen biosynthetic process
Cellular component (GO): protein phosphatase type 1 complex
Molecular function (GO): glycogen binding; protein phosphatase 1 binding
Source: RefSeq, a predicted model, not a curated record